Messenger RNA from Aspergillus alliaceus, 890 nucleotides. RefSeq names its product VOC family protein. NCBI's taxonomy places the organism in Eukaryota, Fungi, Ascomycota, Eurotiomycetes, Eurotiales, Aspergillaceae. The record is from RefSeq and is a predicted model, not a curated record. Bases 74 to 877 code for a protein of 267 amino acids. The transcript has a single exon.
CCAACGCCUGCAUAUCCUAAAGAUUUAUGGAGUAACUUUACAAUCCCAAUUGCCUAUGUUUCAAUAGUAAAUUAUGUCACGUCCAAGUCUUGAUCAUAUCGUCGUUCUCAUCUCUCAUGACACUCUCCUCACCCUAUCCGAUCGCCUCCAGCAUCUCUUCUUCGUCGCUCCGGGCGGGACCCAUGCGGAUGGGCUCACCUCAAACAGGCUGAUCCUGCUCCCCGAUGGGGUCUACAUCGAGCUCAUCGCGUUUGCCAAAGAUGCCGAUCCCGAGCAGCGCAGAAAGCAUCGCUGGGGCAGUCGGAAGGAAAACACAAUCAUUGACUGGGCGCUGACGUUGCCCAGCGAAAGGGAUUUCGCUGCCGUCCAGCAGCGCGUUCUCGCUUCAAACGCGGUCAUUUCUUACCAAAACCCGGUUGCAGGCGGUCGAAAGAGGGACGACGGAGCCAUUUUAGAAUGGGUUGUCAGCGCGGCGAGAGACGCCCAGGGCAAUGCAAUCUCCCCGGGGAGUCUGCCAUUUUGGUGCCUCGACAGAACCCCUCGACACUUGCGGGUACCCUACCAAGAGCAGCCAGAUCUGACCCAGCAUCCCAGUGGGGUACUAGGAAUAUCUUCGCUCUCGGUGUCUGUGCCUGAGGCACAGCUGUCCGACCUGUCGACAGUAUACGAUGCAAUCUACCCUCCGGCAGGUUCAACGGGAUUACCACCUCUAAAUUGGCAUUAUGAGGUUCCCUCAGGGUCGAGCGUUGGGAAGCACAACAUCUCCCUUUCUGCAAACGAAGGGGACGAAGGGGAACCAGUGGUCAGGCUCACCUUUCAUGGAGAGACCCCAGGACAAGUUGAACUUCUGCCCGGGCUUAUAAUUGCAGUUGAGUGAGAAGAGCUACGUC